AUGACUACAGUGUCGUUGCUAUGGGUUGGCGAUUUAAGUCAAGACAAGCGGAUGGCCAGUACUUCUAUGAAAGUAUCAGAUGAGCGCUACCGACCAAAACUUAUAGAGUUGAAGGAAGAUCAGAAAGAAAUUAGAAUUGGUCGCCUCAACUCUACAAAUCCGCCUCAUUACCUUAUUGAAAGUUGCAUCAAUAAGCGUAUGAUUUCACGCAACCAUGCCACUAUUGAACGAUUACCGGACGGUGGUUUUAUGUUGUACGAUCACAGUAUGAACGGAACCUACGUUAACUACAUUCGAGUUUCCGGUGGUGUCACCCUCAAGAGUGGGGAUAUUGUCUGCUUCGGUCAUCUUAACGGUGCUAACCUAAAACCGGGUGAUGAUGUUACUCCAUUCUUUUCGGACCUCAAGUACCAGGUAUACAUUGGUUCCCCCAAAGAAGUGGCUGCUGCCACAGCUGAGGCAGGUGAAUCGAAUUCUGAACGGGUAUCCGCCAACAAGCGGCAACGGAAAUCCAGUGGAGGCAGUCACGAUGUCAAAAAGGCUGCCGUCACCUCUUCGAAAACUCCCAGCCGUCAUCGAGGUGGCGAUGAUGCAGUAGCUAGCAUCAAAUCCGAGGCAGAAGACAGUGACGAGGACUUAAUGGAUCGUCUGUCAAAGCGCAAAUCCAAUGCUCCAUCUGGUGGGAACACCGCCAAGAAAAACUCAUCUUCCAAGAGCAAUGGUAUGAAAAAACAUGCCUCACCUCCUCCAUCCGCCACAAAAAAAUCUAAACACCACUCGAAGAAGUCUCGUGCCAGAGAGAUGGCGGUUGAUGCCGAGGAUGAUGGAGAUGAUGUCGGCGAGGGGGACUCCGCCGCUGGAGGUGACAAUGAAGACGUCACUCGUUAUGGGGAGGAUGAUCAGGAGGAAUGUUCAGCGCGUACCUGUAAGAAGCCUGCCGGAACGGCCAUUGAUUGGAUCCAGUGCGACAAGUGUUCCAAAUGGUACCACCAAAUUUGUCUUAAUUUGACCCCAGAGGAGGCGGAUGUGGAUGUCUAUUACUGCCCGUCGUGUACCAAAAAGCGCUAG
This is a messenger RNA of Echinococcus granulosus, 1068 nucleotides long. Its product is annotated as Lysine-specific demethylase 5B. Bases 1 to 1068 code for a protein of 355 amino acids. Gene Ontology annotation, molecular function: protein binding. NCBI's taxonomy places the organism in Eukaryota, Metazoa, Platyhelminthes, Cestoda, Cyclophyllidea, Taeniidae. Gene Ontology annotation, biological process: regulation of gene expression. Gene Ontology annotation, cellular component: nucleus. The transcript has 2 exons. The record is from RefSeq and is a predicted model, not a curated record.